Epinephelus moara (kelp grouper) is the source of this 947-nucleotide messenger RNA. RefSeq names its product pre-mRNA processing factor 38A (gene prpf38a). Bases 94 to 888 code for a protein of 264 amino acids. Gene Ontology annotation, cellular component: precatalytic spliceosome. The record is from RefSeq and is a predicted model, not a curated record. Lineage: Eukaryota; Metazoa; Chordata; Actinopteri; Perciformes; Serranidae. The transcript is spliced from 9 exons.
AAAAAAACACGAACCGGAAGUAUUGAUUAAGUUUCCGGCGUUGGCUCGUUGCUGUUGUGUCCAUGCUAGUAGAGUCGCUUAUUCUUCAUUCCGAUGGCAAACAGAACUGUUAAAGAUGCUAACAGUAUACACGGGACCAACCCGCAGUAUCUGGUGGAGAAAAUCAUCCGGACUCGAAUAUACGAGUCUAAAUACUGGAAGGAGGAGUGCUUCGGUCUGACCGCUGAGCUGGUGGUUGACAAAGCCAUGGAGUUGAAAUUUGUUGGUGGAGUUUUUGGAGGAAACAUCAAGCCCACUCCUUUCCUCUGCCUCACUCUGAAGAUGCUGCAGAUUCAGCCUGAAAAAGACAUCAUUGUUGAGUUCAUAAAAAAUGAAGAUUUCAAAUAUGUUCGUUUACUUGGAGCGAUGUACAUGAGGUUAACUGGCACUGCAGUGGAUUGCUACAAAUACUUGGAACCGCUGUACAACGAUUACAGAAAGGUCAAGAGUCAGAACAGAAACGGAGAGUUUGAGUUGAUGCACGUGGACGAAUUCAUUGACGAGCUUCUUCACGCCGAGAGAAUGUGUGACAUCAUUCUGCCUCGACUUCAGAAGAGACACGUCCUUGAGGAGGCUGAGAUGUUAGACCCACGUAUCAGCGCUCUGGAGGAAGAUCUGGACGAGGUGGAGAGCAGUGAAGAAGAAGAUGAGGAAGAAGAAAAGCCGGAGAGACUCCAGACCCCUGAGCCCCACAGACGUUGUGACGGUUACCGUGACAAUGACAGACCUCGUCGCUCUCCAUCACCUCGUUACAGGCGCAGUCGCUCACCCCGACGGAGGAGCAGAUCUCCAAAGAGGCGAAGCCCAUCGCCCCGGAGAGACCGCCAUCGCAGCAAGAGCCCCCGCUGACACCGCAGCAGGUCCAGAGAAAGACGUCACCGCUCCAAAUCCCCAGGUCACCACAGAAG